Molecule: messenger RNA, 1734 nt
Organism: Thyridium curvatum
Lineage: Eukaryota; Fungi; Ascomycota; Sordariomycetes; Thyridiales; Thyridiaceae
Exons: 10
Coding region: 1-1734 (577 amino acids)
Biological process (GO): mRNA splicing, via spliceosome
Cellular component (GO): nucleoplasm; ASAP complex; cytoplasm
Molecular function (GO): RNA binding
Source: RefSeq, a predicted model, not a curated record
AUGCAGGGUCCGACAGCCUGGACUUGCGGUCAUCAAAUUCCACGCAUUAUGCCACCGUGCAUGCCGGUCUGGGACGAUGAUAGCAUCACACCGGCAGGGGUUGUCCUCGCUGGAGGGGAACACGACUGCCCGGCGAAAGCUCGGACCACCAUUUUGGCCAGUCAACCCAAACCAGCCUUGGAGCUUCGUAUCACCACCUUGGCCCCCAGCCUUGACCCACGAACAUUGGACAGACAGAGCAAUAUACCAACGUCACAAUGUCCUCCCGUUAUCGGUCGACCUCUCGUCCCCGGGACGACGACCGUUCGCCAUCCAGAGAUCGAUCGCCUACCCCGCGCCACGACCGUUCCAGAUCCCCCAGACGAAGCCCUUCGCGCAGUCCCUCCCGCGGCUCCCGCUCCCCCUCACCGCGCCGGAAUGGCAGAUACCGUGAUAGCCGGAGCCCAAGCAGGAGUAGGAGUCGAGACAGGGAGAGUCGAGGCAGGAGCCGUACGCGCAGCGUCACACCAGCCACGCGUAGCACCAAGACCAAAAUGCGGACAGGUUGUCGUUGAGCGCCUGACCAAGAACGUCAACGAGGGGCACCUACGAGACAUUUUCGGCCAGUAUGGCGAAAUCGAGGACCUCGACCUGCCCAUGAACCGUAACUUCAACACCAACCGCGGCACAGCCUAUAUACUAUACGUCCACGAGGCCGACGCGGAAUCUGCCAUCGCCCACAUGCACGAGGCGCGCAUCGACGGCGCCACCAUCAACGUCUCCAUCGUCCUGCCCAAGCGCAAGUUCUCGCCCGAGCCCCCAACGGCCCGCCGCGGCGCAAAUUUUGACCCCAGGGGCCCCCCGCCUGCAUUUAGACCAGGUGGAGGAGGCCCGGGACCCUUUGGAGGUGGCGGAGGCAGGGGCCGCGGCCCCCCCGGUGGCGGAGCCGGUGGUGGAGGUCGCUUCGGCCCACGAUCCGAUACUUGGCGCCCGCAAUCGCGUUCUAGAAGCAGGUCCCGAUCGCCAGUGGGUGAAGGCAGGACCAGAAGAGUGUUGUCAAAUCCAACUCUCGGUCAUGUCGAGAUUCCGACCGGUCCCGGUCGGCCAGAUGGUCUCGCUUGGCGGCUUCGACUGAUCUGCAUAAGCACCGCUAGAAUUGUUACAUCCACCUUGACUCAAGCAGUCACUAUCUCUAUCACGUUUCACGAAACACCUGCCAAAUUUACCAACAAAGGCAAACAAACAGCCUCCAUGGCCACUGCCCCGUCCCCGCUUCCCCGACGCGUCGUCGAGUCGAACCAGGCAGCUCCCCUGCCUCGUGAUGGGUCUGUCACCGAGCCAGGCGUCGACAUCGAGGUGCAGGAACUCGAGCCGGUCUCCGAGUUUGGAGGCAUCUUGGCGCGAGCCCGCAUUGCCACGCACGACACCAUUCCGGCCGUAAUCGAAGCAGGCCCCUCCGUCGAACUUGUCCAUGUCCCCGGGGUCGUGCACCCGGGUGGAGCUCACAUCUACUAUCUGGACCUUGCUCCCAGGGCUGAGACGCCUAUGCAUCGUACCGAGUCCGUCGACUACAUCGUCGUGCUCAAGGGACUUCUGACUGUUGUCACGCCCCCAAGGGCCUUCUCCGUAUCAGACGGCAAGGGUGGAUUUGAAUCAGUCGAGACUGUCGUUCGAGAAGGAGAUGUGCUGGUUCAGCGUGGGGCGAUGCACCGGGACAUCUACACGGGGUUCCAGGUUGCUGGGAACCUCUUUUAG